AUGCAGCACGCUCAAAAGCUCGUCGAGGCUCACAUUUCCGACCCAAAUAUAGCACACGGCACAAUCGACCGCCUUUCUGCAUUCCUGCAGAAUGACGCCCUUUUACGAUCACCAUAUGAUCAUAGGAAGGAAAUAGAAGAAGCUAAGAUCGAGGUCGCUCUACUCACCGGUAACAGUCCCUAUGCAGAGGUCCGUGCCGUCGUCGAUCCUCACGACAAUCCAAACUUGCCAUGUGGAACCAUCCGUGCUUGGAUCAUUGGUUUAUUCUUUGUUGUCGUCAUUGCCUUCAUCAAUCAGCUGUUCAGUGUCCGCCAGCCGACGAUCUUUGUCCAAGCCCCGGUCGUGCAGCUUCUGUCCUAUCCUGUUGGAAAGUUCGCUGAGCGCGUCCUCCCUGACAUCGGGUUUACUGUCUUUGGCGUCAGACACAGCCUGAAUCCUGGUCCUUUCAACAAGAAGGAGCACAUGCUUAUAUCAAUCAUGGCUAGCGUUGGGAAAACUUUGCCUAGUUCGAGAUAUAUUAUCUUCACCGGAUGGCUCGACAAGUAUUUUGGACAGUCUUACGCAAAGUCUUUUGGGUACCAGAUUUUGCUUGCUAUAUCCACCAAUCUCAUGGGUUUUGGCCUUGCGGGUCUCUGUCGAAGAUUCUUGGUCUACCCGUCCUUUUGCUUAUGGCCAGCAACACUGGUCACCAUCGCUCUUAACAGCUCGCUUCAUAAUGGUGUGAAUAACACUGUAUCCGGUCCAUUCCGAAAGCUGUUCACGAUUUCACGAUUCCGGUUCUUCUUGACUGCCUUCUCGUCAAUGUUUGUCUAUUUCUGGUUCCCCGAAUAUAUCUUCCAAGCCCUGAGCGUCUUCAACUGGAUAGCGUGGAUCGCCCCGAAUAACUUCAACCUCACGGCCAUCACGGGAAUCAAAAAGGGGCUCGGCUUCAAUCCGCUUCCUACCUUUGACUGGAAUAUCGUGACACAUGUCCAAGAUCCCCUCAUUGUGCCUUAUCACGUUACAAUCAAUACGUUCUUUGGUGUUCUCUUGGGCGGUAUUACUAUUAUCGGCAUGUAUUGGACUAAUGCUUACAACACUGGGUACCUUCCAAUCAACACAAACGCCAUGUUUGACAGAUUCGGAAAAUCAUACAAUGUGACGCGAAUCCUGGACGGCCAAGGAUGGCUCAACGAGACGAAAUAUGAGGCAUAUUCUCCAGUCUACCUUGCUGCUAGUAGCAUCACCAUGUACUACUACUUCUUUGCGGUUUAUGCCGCCAUGGUAUCAUAUGCUACUCUAUAUCACCGACGAGAUAUUGCACUUGGGUUCAAGAGUUUGUGGAGAAGCAUGAGGAGAAAUGGAACCAACGACUUCCAAGACGUCCACUCAAGGCUGAUGUCGGCAUAUAAAGAAGUUCCCGAAUGGUGGUAUUUGAUUCUAAACAUCGUCGCCGUCGCCGUGGGAGUUGGUGCAGUUGCCGGUUGGCCCACGCAUACGAGCGUCGGUGUUGUGUUCUUCGGCAUUGCGCUUGCCAUGAUCUUCACAAUUCCCACAGGGAUCAUUGCGGCCACAACAGGAAUGGAAGUGGAAUACAAGUCAGACAACCAUUCUCCAUCCAUCUCACCCCGUCUGAAGAGUCGACUGACAUAUUCAAUUAGUGUAUUGGCCGAGUUUAUCGGCGGUGCUUGGCAGCCGGGCAACGCAUUAGCCAUGAACUUUUUCAAGUGCUUCGGAUAUGUCACAACGGCUCACGCGCUCGACUUUGCAAACGACCUCAAGCUCGCCCACUACCUCAAGAUCCCUCAGCGGCAGACAUUUUGCGCGCAGGUCGUUGCUGUGAUUGUGUCUGCCUUUGUGACUACUGGAGUCAUGAACUUCCAAAUUCAAAACAUUCCAAAUCUCUGCGAAACGACCCAAAAGGACCGUUUCUCCUGCCCUGGAGUCAACACCUACUUCACGGCGGCAGUUUUGUUUGGCAGUAUUGGUGCUAGACGUGUGUUUGGUACCAAUGCUCAGUAUACGACACUGCUGACAGCGUUUCCUCUUGGAUUUGCGGUUCCUUUCGUUCUCUACUACCUUCAGAAGCUCGUUCCCCGCAACCACUGGUUUCGCUCAGUCCAUCCUGUAAUGCUCCUUGCAGGCGGUAUCCAUUGGUCUCCAUACAAUAUUGCUUACAUGUGGCCUGCCGUCCUACCCGCUUGGUUUAGCAUGAAAUAUCUCCGAGAGCGACACCUCGCUUUCUGGUCCAAGUAUAACUACGUCCUUUCAGCCGCUUUCUCCUCCGCCAUUGCUCUGGCCGCCGUGGUCAUUUUCUUCGCGCUCAGCUACCCCUCGGUCGAGCUCGAUUGGUGGGGCAAUAGUCCGAAUAGCGGUUGCGAGGCCGAGACCUGCACAAGACUUACGCUUUCCAAAGGACAGUCGUUUGGUCCAGGCCCAGGAGAGUUCCCUUAA
This is a messenger RNA of Clonostachys solani, 2433 nucleotides long. The record is from the annotation of a GenBank genome assembly. Lineage: Eukaryota; Fungi; Ascomycota; Sordariomycetes; Hypocreales; Bionectriaceae.